This is a messenger RNA of Salvia splendens (bonfire salvia), 1195 nucleotides long. RefSeq names its product peroxisome biogenesis protein 19-1. Lineage: Eukaryota; Viridiplantae; Streptophyta; Magnoliopsida; Lamiales; Lamiaceae. The transcript has 5 exons. The record is from RefSeq and is a predicted model, not a curated record. Gene Ontology annotation, biological process: protein import into peroxisome membrane. Bases 185 to 955 code for a protein of 256 amino acids. Gene Ontology annotation, cellular component: peroxisome; peroxisomal membrane.
GCAUUUGUUAAUUGUCCAGUAAACCCUUUAUUUAAAUUUUUUUUCUAGAAACCCAUUAUUAAUACCGAACUCAAGAGUAGAUAUUUUCUGCUGUGUAUAUAUACAUAUAUAUACAAUAAUACACACACGCAACUGAUAAAAGGGGCAAUUCAGUAAUUGAAGUUGGAGCUGGAGAUAACAACAAAUGGCUGACCACUCCGACGAUUUAGACCAACUUCUUGACAGCGCUCUGGAUGAUUUUCAGAGCCUUAAUCUCGCAUCUUCUGCUCAAAGAGGUGUGGUUGAUAAUGGUGAUAAGAAUAGAGAGAACAAGCAAGAGCAUUGUACAUUGGCUGGUGGGAAUGUUCAAGGGUUGGGGAUGGGGUUGCCCGAUUUGAAGAGCAAGAAAAAGGGUAAACAAAAGGUACCACCACCGAAGCAAGAAUCACACGUUACAGAGGCACUUGAUCAGCUGAGGGAGCAAACUAGGGAGGCGGUGAAAGGGUUGGAAUCGGUGUCUGGGCCUCGACCACCGAUAGCUGGAGAUGGCUUUGGUGGAGAGCCAAUGAUAGAAGAUUGGGUCAAGCAGUUUGAGGAGCUUGCAGGCACACAGGAUAUGGAGUCAAUUGUAGAAACCAUGAUGCAACAGCUCCUGUCCAAGGAAAUCCUUUAUGAACCUAUGAAAGAAAUUGGUGAACGCUAUCCAACAUGGUUGGAAGAGAAUAAAGCUAAACUCACAGAUGAAGAGUACACUCGAUAUUCUAAUCAACACCAGUUUAUAAAAGAUCUGAAUCAGGUGUAUGAAGCCGAGCCUGAAAACUUCAACAAGAUUGUUGAGCUUAUGCAGAAAAUGCAAGAGUGUGGUCAACCACCGAAUGAUAUUGUGCAAGAGCUUGCCCCAGACUUUGAUCUAUCAAAUCUCGGACAAUUGUCUCCCGAAAUGUUUGAGUCUCAACAGAAUUGUAGUAUUAUGUGAGCGAAGAUACUGGCCCUGGGUCCUGAUAAUUUGCAAGUUAUAAAAUAUGUGGGCCUCACUUGUUAACUAUCUUUGUUUUAAAUCCUGUUCUUUUGCAUUAGGUUAAUAAUCUACACCAUUCCUAAGGUUUUUCAAGCAGUUUGUAACGGUUUUGUUUGUAUAUGCUGCUCAUUGCACAAUUUGCUCUCAAUUGUCUCAUUAAGAAAAAGUUUUAUAAUUGAUUUGACUGGUUGAAUUAAA